UAAUUAAAAAAACCCCGGUUAAUUUUGACUGAUUUAAAGGAAAAAAAUGACAGAAUUUCUUUUUCCGGAAAGCAAGGAAUUGGGCUGAGGGGGUCGAACACAAAAAAUCGGAGAUCACAUUUUUUACACCCUGAUGUACCACCUAUACUAUUUACUGUCGAUAAAGAAGAGGUCUCGACUUAACGUUGACUUACGCCUGCUGACAGGCAAUCAAUUUCACUUAAUAGUCUCUUUAAAAUUUUAAUCUUACGAGAAAAAAGUUUUAAAAUAAAGAACGGAAGUCGAUUUGAUUGAACAUGCAGAUCCGAUUUCUUUCUCGCGCCGCAGGUUACCAGUGACUCCACUCUACAUAAUAUCAUUAUUUUCAUGGCCCGGCCCAUAUCUUCUGCUUCUGCUUACCUUCUGCACCGGCGCAUGCGGUUUUGAGCUCGGCCAGUAUCUCCCGUCUGUGUCAUGGAUUCCGAGGAUUGUCCGCGGGCAAACGUACACGGAAUCACAUCAUUUUAUAUGUGAAAAACGAUCUCUCCGAUUCAACAAGUUUGUACGAUAAACAAUGCGCGUACAUUCGAUAGUGAAGUGAUGUCAAAUCUGCGUUCCAAUCAUUCGAGUUCCUGGAAUCAUCACCUCAAAAUGAGCCCGACCAUCAUGACGGGACCCUGUCCUUCUGUCAUACGAGGGAGAAAUUCCGUGGAUAAUGGGAAUAGCAAUAUUAAUUUGAAUGUCAGUAUCAAUGGAAAUGGCAACGUCAACGCCAAAGGAAAUCAAAUAGGAUCGUCAAUCGUAAUAAAAGCGGAAGACUGCAAUGAUCCUCUUCGAAUCGAUCCCUGCAGUCAAGAUGUUCCUGGCUUAAGUGGAGAAUCGAACUCUGGAUGCAGACAAAAGACAAGCAAAGAGUCAUUUCAAGAUAAUGAGAAGAAACCCGAGAAUGUUGACGUCACAUCCGACGGAGACCCAAUCAAGCUUCCAGAAAAUUUGGAAACCUUGCCCCGAGCCGAGCACUUUCCUACCCAAAGGCAUCGAUGGAAUACCAACGAGGAGAUUGCUGCUAUCCUAAUUAAUUUUCAAAGGCACGGAGAAUGGCAGAGUCGCGAGGCAAAAGUGAGACCGCGAAGCGGUUCGAUGUUGUUAUUUUCAAGGAAAAAAGUGCGAUAUCGGCGAGAUGGCUAUUGUUGGAAAAAAAGAAAAGACGGAAAAACAACAAGGGAGGAUCACAUGAAGCUAAAGGUCCAGGGCGUGGAGUGUAUAUAUGGGUGCUACGUACAUUCAGCAAUUCUGCCAACUUUCCAUCGACGAUGCUAUUGGCUUUUGCAGAACCCGGACGUUGUCCUAGUCCAUUAUCUCAAUGUUCCUUAUCCCGACGGGGAUGCGAAAUUGGCGGCACUACCGCCGUGUCUCGCCUUGCCGCCAGAUAAAAAAGAAUGGACGCGAGACGAAUUGGCGUCCCAAUUAAGGCCCAUGUUCCUUGGUGGAGAUGAUGAUCCCAAUAAUCCUCAUCUCUCCCAACACUCUAAUCAUCCCGUCGACAUGAUCGUCUCUCAGCUGUUAGAUAGGCAAAGGGCGUCUUCCGUUUCGGCGACCAGCAGCGCUCAAAUUGCUCCCAGGAGGCUCACCCCUGACAAUCAGGUCUCAUCGACGACUGGAGGUCAACAGUCAAACUCGACGACGUCGACAGCUCCUCGCGUAUACUCGAGACAUUCCCACUCAACUCAGAGCCAGCAACAGGCUCCUCUAGUCUUAAGUCUGCAACAAAUCCAAGGUGGAGGUGGACUCCUCAUUCUCAACAGUCAACCAUAUCAUCAUCAACAACAGCAACAACAGUCAGUGCCACAGUCCAAUCAGCAAGUUGAGAUGCAGCAAGUUCCGGACCAGAAGAUCGUGCAACAAAUCGGUGUCGAUCGGGAACAGCAAACUCAGCAGGAUAUUGACACUAAAGACAAUAUCGAUGUUCAGUCUCUUUCGAAUUCCCGAAGUGGUUCCGGCGUCACUGACUUUGCGGAAACACUGGACCUCAGUCAAGAGGAUAUUCAACGAACCUUGUCUGCAAACAUGGUUCCGCCUUCACCAUCUCCAUCCCCCGCCGACAACAUCAUCAAUCCGAUGGACUUUAUUGAUUCGCCGGACGAUGUGCUAGUCAAUCUCGAUGCGUUUGAUGUCUUUGGGGACCUCCCGGAGCUUCACGACUUCGAGGCUGAACAUACCAAGACGGAGGAGAGGAGUGAAAAUGACAACGCUUGUCAUCCAGGAACGGCCGUCCAUAUUGCUGAAUACAGUCCCGAGUGGAGUUACACCGAGGGAGGUGUCAAGGUGCUAGUGGCAGGACCCUGGACAGGAGGCAGUAGUUCGCAAUCCUAUUCGGUUCUUUUCGAUGCAGAACCAGUGGAAGCUUGCCUCGUUCAGCCAGGCGUCCUGCGAUGUCGAUGCCCCGCUCAUGGUCCGGGAAUAGCAUAUUUACAAGUUGCUUGUGAUGGUUUUGUAGUCUCUGAUAGUGUCGCCUUUGAAUACCGAAGACCUCCAAUAUCCGAACCCAGUCCAGAAAAAGCUUUACUCGAUCGCCUCGCAGAUGUGGAGGCUCGUCUUCAAGGUCCCGGACCACCAUCGCCUGCUGCUCAUCUUGAAGAACGUCUUGUUGCGUAUUGUCAGGAUGCAGUUGUUCGACCUUGGCGUACUGGGGCAGAGCCUCUUCAAUCUGGAGGUCCGACUCUCUUGCACUUGGCAGCAGGACUUGGUUAUUCUAGGUUAGCUUGUGCACUUCUUCACUGGAGAGCUGAAAAUCCAAGUAGCGUUUUAGACGCAGAAGUCGACGCUUUGCGUCAAGACGCCGCUGGAUUGACGCCCCUAGCCUGGGCCUGUGCAGCUGGUCAUGCUGAUACAGCCAGGAUCCUCUACCGAUGGAACGCAAUGGCGCUGCGUGUCAGAGAUUGUCAGAACAGGAGUGCCACCGAAUUGGCUGCGGAGAAUGGCCACAUGGCGAUCGCCGAAGAGCUGAAUCGGUUGGAGGCUAGGAGGCAAGACGAGAGGCUAUUUUUGCGGCCCGCCAGCCCUAUUCCUAGGAGGCCUUCUCAAGAUAGCGGUCUCGAUCUGGCGCUGUGUAGUUCCCCGCUCCUGGACAACAUGGAUUUGUUGCAAGAGGAUGAGACAUCCUUAGGCCUCGGCCAGCAAGGAAUGGAGAGCAUUCCAACCCCUCGGGAGACCGUAGGGGAGGAAGACGCGAGGGUCCUGACUUUGGCAGAGCAAAUUAUAGCCGCUCUUCCGGAGAGGAUCAAGAGGGCGGAGGGCGAUCCUCCAUCUCCAUCUUCGCCACCUCCACCUCCACCCUUACCACCUCUCGAGGACGCAUUGAUGGAGCAAAUGCCACUAGACUCGGGUGAGUUGUUCGACUCGUAUCGGGAGUGCAGCGGCGGUGCGGCCUCCGUUUCGGAUGUGGACGCCGAUGCGAGUCCAUCAAGUCCAUCGAGCAGUUGCUUGACGCCGGACUCGCCGUCGCCACCGCCGACAACCGCAGACUUCUGCGAGUUCCUGCAGCUGCAGCUGCAGCUCGACGGUGGCAACGGCCAUAAUGGCCAAUAUCGUUAUGGCGGAGAGAGGAAAUUUGGGACUGGGAUGAAUGUGGGAGCGGGUGGGUCGGGAUCGGGAGAUGGAAGCGAGGCUGACUUAAGUAGGCUUACUUUAUCGGAUCGGGAGCAACGGGAACUCUAUCAAGCAGCCAGAAUGAUACAAAAAGCCUACAGGAGUUACAAGGGUCGUCAACGUCAGGAAGAGGCUGAAAGACAUGCGGCGGUUCUCAUUCAGCAAUACUAUCGCCGGCACAAGCAGUGUGCCUAUUACAGGCAGGCCACGAAGGCCGCUUUGGUAAUUCAGAGCAACUACAGAAAUUACCGCGCUCGUCCUGGAUCCUCCGGAACGAGACAACAGGCGGUUCAUCAACAAGCUGCUCACCAAGCUGCUCGUAAGAUCCAGCAGUUUAUGCGACAAUCCAAAGUCAAACUGCAGAACGCCAGGGCCGCCGCAAACGGGAACGGGAGGCAGCCAGUGCCCACUUCACGGGGGGCUGCUGCCCCCCAAAACUCGCCCUCAUCUAGCCCAGGGGCCAGCCUAGUAGCUGCCAACACAGAUGUCACGUAGUCAACAGCGAAUGUCAGACAGACAGCAAAGAAUUUCGACAGGACCGAUGCCGACCUAUGUAGGCUCUGCUAGUGAUGUGAAGAAAAAUUUUCGGACAUUAAACGGAAGUACUGGAAACACAGACUCAAACAGAUACCACUUUGCCAUUUCAAACAAAAUGGUACAUCUCAUGCUACUUAUUUCAUGACGCAUUUAUACUAUUGCUAUCAGUUUCAACUCUAAAGUCUCAAAUUUUUAUCCACGUCGUCUAAGCUUCAUAAGCGAAGUUUCUAGCACUUCUUAACUUAAUACAGUGUUUCCAAUAAUUCCCUCAAUUCUGGAAACGCGUUCUUCCGAAUAUUUCCGAAGACAUUUUCGGAUCUUUUGCAUCAAUUUUUAGGAUGCGUUGUGAAAAGUUUAGGAACGAUUCUAACAUGAUGUAUUGGAACAAAAGGUUCUAAGUUUCGCUGUACAGAAGCCACGAGUUUCUUGUGGCUUUCAUCUCGCUUUCAUUCGCAAUUCUUUACGCAAACCGAAAAAUCGGGAGAGUGGAUUUGAGAAAUUACAUACAGGCUCAGGUACUUAGUCGAUACUUUUUGCUUUUUUCACGACAAGUGAACUUAAUUCAGUGUUCAGUAUUCGAGGGAGAAUACCUUACUUGGUAGUAUUUAUUAAUUUGUACGAUGCGUUGCUCGCAGUAUUUUUUAGGUAGUCUGUCACAUAAGACAGGCGCUCGUUAUGCGAUACAUAUGUACCUUCUGCCGGACGCUUGUUGUUCCUACGGCAACCUUUUAUAUUUUUUUAUUUAUAAUUCUUAUGUUAAGUUUUUAUUCAAAAAUACCCAUUUUCGUUUAUAUUUGUAUUUAUAAAUGCUUUCGUUGAAGUUUUAAAUUUAACUUUUUUAAUUUAUUCCUUUUUUUUAAAUUGAAACGCUGAUGUUCUUAGCGUUUUAACAACCUGUAAUGGAGAUGCCGAAAAAAUUACGCUUUCUUAAAGUGUUCUAUAAGUGCAAACACGACAUGUAAAGACCCGUCAUUUUUCGUUUGUAGAUUCAAUUGGGGCUGAUCUUGUAGAAUAAAUAAAUCUAGAGUCA
Belonocnema kinseyi is the source of this 5194-nucleotide messenger RNA. RefSeq names its product calmodulin-binding transcription activator 2 (gene Camta). The record is from RefSeq and is a predicted model, not a curated record. Gene Ontology annotation, molecular function: double-stranded DNA binding; protein binding; transcription coregulator activity. Gene Ontology annotation, cellular component: nucleus. The coding region runs from base 580 to 4122 and encodes 1180 amino acids. The transcript has 14 exons. NCBI's taxonomy places the organism in Eukaryota, Metazoa, Arthropoda, Insecta, Hymenoptera, Cynipidae. Gene Ontology annotation, biological process: regulation of transcription by RNA polymerase II.